AUGAUUCUUUUAACGCUGGAUUCUAUUUGGUUCAACUUUAUUCCUUUAUUUUUAUUAACUUUUUGCGAAACAGAAGGAAAACCAAAGGAAGUGAUCUAUACAAAUUCGAUUCGAGCCCUGUCUGAGCUUCGGGAGAUUGAAAAUUCCUAUAUGGAGCAUUUGACAAACUAUGUUACCCUUCUGCACCAGAAAGUCGAAAGUUUGCGAAUGUUUAUUAAUUCUGAUGAACAUGAGAAUCUUCAUAAUACGGAAGAUCGCAUUCAAUAUUUGUCCAAUCCAUUAAAUACCUUGGGUCUUGUAAGACGAGCUCAUGAAGAUUGGCCCAAGUUGAUUGCUUACAUCAAGAAUCCAGAUCCUGCAAAGGUUGAGAUUGAAGAAAUGGAUAAGCUUGUAAAUCGAACACCCACUGCGGAGGAUAUGCAAGAGGCCUUGUUGGGAAUGGAAAGGAUUGAGCACUUUUAUGACCUGAAGUCAUCGGAUAUGGCCAAGGGUCUUUUGGCGGGCCAACAGCUGCAAACCCGAAUGUCCGCUCCCGAUUGCCUGGCUAUGGCGGACUAUAUGUACAACAGAUCAGAAUUUCGACUGAGUGCCCAGUGGUAUCGGUUAGCUUUGAGUGUUUUUAGAGAGCCCCCGAAUAGUAUUGCUCGCCAAUUCUAUCUUCCAAAGCGAGAAGAGCUACAAAAAAUGUUCAUCAUAAGUCGGCUUCAAGAGGGUUCGCUUGACAGCAUCAGCGACUAUCUGAGGGAACUAUCCGAAGAGCCAGGGACUCCACUGGCCCACUUAAAGCCGAAGCCACCUACCUCUGACAUUGAACGGGGCUGCAGGGGAAAGUUUCCACCAGGUCCUCGACUGGUGUGUCGCUACAAUAGCACCACAACACCAUUUAUGCGAAUAGCUCCUCUCAAGGAGGAGGAGAUCAGCAGGAACCCGCUUAUCUGGCUAUAUCACGAUGUGAUCUACAACAGUGAGAUUGCUCAACUGACGAAUUUGACCCGAGAUGAGAUGAUCCUGGGCACUACUGAUAACUACACAACUCCAGACCAGGUCAGUCGUCUUUUUUACGUAAAAGUCACCGACGACGAUGGCGGCAAUUUGGACAAGACAUUGAUAAAUCGCAUGGCGGAUAUAUCGGGGCUCGAUGUUGGCAAUACAACUUCAUUGGCCAGAAUUAAUUAUGGCUUGGGUAGUUACUUUCCAGAGCACAGCGACUACGUAGACCCCAGACUUCAUCCGGAACUGAGCGAGGAAGGUGACCGACUAAUGACUUUUUUGUUCUAUGUGACCGAUGUUCCAUUGGGUGGUGCCACUAUUUUUCCGGACGCAAAACUAGCCAUUCAGCCGAAGAAGGGUUCGGCCUUGUUCUGGUACAAUCUGCACAAUAAUGGCGAACCAAACCCAUUGACCAGGCACGCCGUUUGUCCCAUGAUCCUGGGCAGCCGGUGGGUUCUAGUCAAGAGCAUGUUGAACUAUGAGCAAAUGUUUACAAAACCCUGUUACAAGUAG
Messenger RNA from Drosophila takahashii, 1503 nucleotides. RefSeq names its product prolyl 4-hydroxylase subunit alpha-2. Gene Ontology annotation, cellular component: endoplasmic reticulum. Gene Ontology annotation, biological process: peptidyl-proline hydroxylation to 4-hydroxy-L-proline. Gene Ontology annotation, molecular function: protein binding; procollagen-proline 4-dioxygenase activity; L-ascorbic acid binding. Lineage: Eukaryota; Metazoa; Arthropoda; Insecta; Diptera; Drosophilidae. The record is from RefSeq and is a predicted model, not a curated record.